UGUGAUCAGCUAUGUCCAAUAACAGCUGAUCGCAUGUAAAUAGGGAAAUGCCAGUUAUCGGCAUUUCUCUCCUUACGAGCGGUCAUGCUGACAGCUCAGGAGACAUGUGCACUGAUCAUCAGGGCACUGAUGAUCAGUGUGCCUGAUGAUCUGUGUAGCCCCAGCAGUGCCCCCUGUCAGUGUCUAUCAGUGCCAGCUGUCAGUGCUCAUCCAUUCCACCUGCCAGUGCCCAUCAGUGCCACAUCAAUGCCACAUAUCAGUGCCUACCAGUGCACAUCAAUGCCACAUAUCAGUGCCCAUCUGAGCUGCCUUUCAGUGCUACCUAUCAGUGCCAGUCAGUGCUACCUAUCAGUGCCAGUCAGUGCUGCCUAUCAGUGCGCAUCAGUGCUGCCUAUCAAUGCCCGUCAG
Messenger RNA from Staurois parvus, 408 nucleotides. The record is from the annotation of a GenBank genome assembly. NCBI's taxonomy places the organism in Eukaryota, Metazoa, Chordata, Amphibia, Anura, Ranidae.